ACUUCUUCUUCUUCUUCUUCUUCUUCUCCUUGUGUUAUUAUAUUGUCUUCAUGCGACUCAUCAUCGUGUUUCGUCCCUUCAUCACUCUCACCUCAAUUUCCUCACCACCACAGCCACCGUCGCCGGCGUCUGAUCAUUAAUUUCUCGCAAAGCUCGGCUCGCUGCUGUAAACCUUUGUUCUCUGUUUUUUGCUUGAUCUGUUGUGCAAUUGAUUUUGGUUAGUUAGCGAUCAAUCAGAUCGCCGGCGUUUUUAACCGCCAUGAAACUCUCCGACGUUGGAUUAGACGUAGUGAAGACUCCGAGAUUAGUCAAAUUGAUUGCUUUCGCGUUUCUCUCCAUCUCAACAAUUUUCUUAUUCAACCACUUCUCAGAUUCCUUCUCUUAUCCAUCUCUUCGUCUUCCCGUCUCUUCCUCCUCCUCCUCAAACAUCACCGACGCUAUUCAAACCUCCGUUACGGCAGAAGCACCGUCUCCUCCACCGCGCCCGCGUCUCAAGAUUUCGCCUCCUCCGCUUCCACCGACAGUGGUGCGGACAGGGAUCAUCGACGAGAAUGGUGCCAUGUCUGAUUCUUUCGAGAUCGGCGGAUUCGAUCCGGACUCCGUCGACGAGCUUAAAUCAGCCACCGGGGAUAAAGAAGCGUCGGUGGAUAAUGAUUCAGAAAUCGGAUUCCGGAUUGAAAAAUUCAACUUUUGUGAUAAGAAGAAGACGGAUCACAUUCCUUGCUUGGACAAUGAAGAAGAGAUCACGAGAUUGAACAGUAGCGAUCGAGGAGAAAAGUACGAGAGACAUUGUCCUAAACAGAGCCUCGAUUGCUUGAUUCCUCCUCCGGAUGGCUAUAAGAAACCAAUCCCAUGGCCACAAAGCAGAGACAAGAUAUGGUUCAGUAAUGUGCCUCACACACGCUUAGUGGAAGAUAAAGGAGGUCAAAAUUGGAUUAGAAGAGAGAAAGACAAGUUUGUUUUCCCUGGAGGUGGAACUCAAUUCAUCCAUGGUGCUGAUCAGUACUUAGACCAGAUCUCCCAGAUGAUUCCUGGGAUUAAGUUUGGAAUACACACUCGUGUUGCCUUGGAUAUUGGCUGUGGUGUGGCGAGCUUCGGUGCCUUUUUGAUGCAGCGUAACACUACAACCUUGUCUGUAGCACCAAAAGAUGUCCACGAGAAUCAGAUACAGUUUGCAUUGGAGCGCGGCGUGCCUGCAAUGGUUGCUGUCUUUGCCACACGGAGAUUGUUGUUUCCAAGCCAAUCUUUUGAGAUGAUUCAUUGUUCCAGAUGCAGAAUUAAUUGGACCCGCGAUGAUGGGAUACUUCUUCUUGAAGUGAAUAGAAUGCUUAGAGCAGGAGGGUACUUUGUUUGGGCUGCACAACCCGUUUACAAACAUGAGGAUAACUUGCAAGAGCAGUGGAAAGAAAUGUUAGACCUUACGAACCGAAUCUGUUGGGAGCUUAUCAAGAAAGAGGGAUAUAUUGCUGUGUGGAGGAAGCCUCUAAACAACAGCUGCUAUGUCAAUCGUGAAGCUGGAGCAAAGCCUCCUUUGUGUAGAUCUGAUGAUGAUCCUGACGAUGUUUGGUAUGUGAAUCUGAAACCGUGUAUCACCCGAUUACCUGAUAAUGGUUAUGGGGCUAAUGUCUCCACAUGGCCUGCACGUCUUCAUGAUCCGCCAGAGCGGUUACAAAGCAUCCAAAUGGAUGCCUAUAUAUCCCGAAAGGAAAUUAUGAAGGCAGAGUCAAGAUUUUGGUUAGAGGUAGUAGAGAGUUAUGUGCGGGUUUUCCGGUGGAAGGAGUUCAAGCUGAGGAAUGUUCUGGACAUGAAAGCUGGUUUUGGAGGGUUUGCGGCAGCAUUAAAUGAUCUCGGGCUUGACUGUUGGGUGAUGAACGUUGUUCCUAUUAGUGGAUUCAACACCUUGCCAGUUAUUUAUGACCGUGGGCUUGUUGGAACUAUGCAUGACUGGUGUGAGCCAUUUGACACCUACCCAAGAACCUAUGACCUGAUACAUGCUGCAUUUCUCUUCUCUGUUGAGAAGAAGAGGUGCAACAUUACAAAUAUUAUGUUGGAAAUGGACCGGAUGCUGAGACCGGAAGGAAGGGUUUACAUAAGGGAUUCACUAUCUUUGAUGGAUCAACUUCAACAAGUGGCUAAAGCCAUCGGUUGGACAGCUGGGGUUCAUGAUACCGGGGAAGGACCUCAUGCAAGCGUUAGGAUUCUCAUCUGCGAUAAACGGAUGUGAGGAAACAAGAUAAAGAAUUCGAAGGUGAUGAUAAGUCUGCUCAAAGCGACAGUCCUGAGUUAUAUAAUUGAUACUUGUAUGUUGUUCAUUUGUUUGUUGAUUUGAUUGUUGUAGAAUGAAGUGUGUUAAUAAUACCACUUGAGCCAUUUUUUACACUAAACAAAAGAUUCAUUUC
Molecule: messenger RNA, 2399 nt
Organism: Capsella rubella
Lineage: Eukaryota; Viridiplantae; Streptophyta; Magnoliopsida; Brassicales; Brassicaceae
Product: probable methyltransferase PMT10
Exons: 9
Coding region: 260-2224 (654 amino acids)
Cellular component (GO): cytoplasm; endosome; trans-Golgi network
Molecular function (GO): methyltransferase activity
Source: RefSeq, a predicted model, not a curated record